Messenger RNA from Ctenocephalides felis (cat flea), 773 nucleotides. RefSeq names its product ubiquitin-like modifier-activating enzyme ATG7 (gene Atg7). Gene Ontology annotation, cellular component: cytoplasm; phagophore assembly site. Gene Ontology annotation, biological process: protein modification by small protein conjugation; piecemeal microautophagy of the nucleus; cellular response to nitrogen starvation. NCBI's taxonomy places the organism in Eukaryota, Metazoa, Arthropoda, Insecta, Siphonaptera, Pulicidae. The record is from RefSeq and is a predicted model, not a curated record. Gene Ontology annotation, molecular function: Atg12 activating enzyme activity; Atg8 activating enzyme activity.
GCAUAUUUAUUACAAUUGUAAUUAUUGUGAAAGUUUAUCAAAUGGAAAAUCAAAUAUUGCAAUAUAGACCCUUUUCUUCCUGUAUUAAUCCCAGCUUUUGGCACAAGUUUACAGAAAUUAAAUUGGACAUUGACAAAUUGGAUGACAAUGGCAAAAAUAUCAUUGGGUUUUUCACAAACUUUAAAAGCGUUGGAAACUUUUUGGACGUGGAUUGUACGUCUUUUAAUAGGGAAUAUAAUUCACAAACCCACAUAUAUCCAGCUCAUGGUGUAAUUUUUAAUAAGAACACAAUUGAAGAAUUCAAAAAUUGCGAUAAAUCUUUCGUAUUGAAUAAAGCAGGAGACAUUUUAUGGAAUAACAUUACACAAGGCAACUGUUUAAAAGACCCUUCAAUUUUGAACACUUUUAUUAUAUUGUCUUUUGCGGAUCUAAAAUCAUAUAAAUAUUAUUAUUGGUUUGCUUUCCCGGCACUAUCAACACCAAUAUCAUAUUUGGAGAGUACUUACAAAGCUGAGGAAAAAUUUUCUUCUGAACAGCUAAAAAAUAUUUACGAAGUUUAUGUGUCGCUCUCUUCCCGGGAACAAACGUAUUUUAUUUUAUGUGAAAAGAACUCUAAAUUUAUUUCAUUCACACUAGAUGCUUCCAUAAGUAUCGACUCUUCUGAUAAUCUCAAAGAAUAUUUUGAAAAAUAUGACAAUAUAUACUUUUGUUUCUCUGAUCCAAAUAAUGAUAUGAAUCCUGGAUGGUCUUUACGGAAUUAUAUCGCGCUUCUU